This is a messenger RNA of Centropristis striata (black sea bass), 5897 nucleotides long. It is a transcript of the gene sona, whose product is annotated as SON DNA and RNA binding protein a. The record is from RefSeq and is a predicted model, not a curated record. Gene Ontology annotation, biological process: regulation of mRNA splicing, via spliceosome; regulation of cell cycle. The transcript is spliced from 10 exons. The coding region runs from base 227 to 3817 and encodes 1196 amino acids. Lineage: Eukaryota; Metazoa; Chordata; Actinopteri; Perciformes; Serranidae. Gene Ontology annotation, molecular function: RNA binding.
AUGGCAUUAUGGGAUAGCUCUCCCCAUCAUGGCGGAGCAGGUAGUUGGCUAACGUAUACGGUUAGCAUAUUCAACGAUUGUUUGCUUCCACACAUUGCAGGACUGCAGCUAUCUGGUGCUUUCUCCACGGGGGCCACAUCCACCGAACAUCCACUGGUGUUGAGUGAGGGAGCAGCACACCAGUAGAUUUAAGAGGGCCUUUUACAAAACCAGGGGCACCGGCACAAUGGAAUGUGCAGUGGAAAUCCCCUCAGGUGAAGAUGAGGCACCUGAGAAAGACAACGUGAAUGCCAAAGAAGGGAUUGAGCCACCCCACAAGAAAAACAAGAAGCACAGAAAACACAAGAGCAAGAAGAAGAGGAGAAAGAGGAAGGGGGAAAAGGAGAGCAGUUCAGAAUCUGGUGCUGAGUCGGAUGUGGAGCCACAACCAACACUGAAGCCUGUCAGGACCACCAGAGCCAGUGCUAGACUGGCUGCAGCUGCAGGAGUUGGAGACCAAGCUGGGCUGAAGGAGGAGGGCAAAAGGGAUGUAAUUACAGAUCGUGCAGAAACAGAGGGAGAUACAAAAUCCAAAAAACAUAAAAGACAUGCUGCCAAGAAGAAGAAAAAGAAGAGGAAGAAAGAUGAAAAGAAAUCCUCAUCUCACUCACCAUCUGAAAGCAGCUCAGCUUCAGGCUCUGAGUCUGACGGUGAAGGAGGGAAAGGGGCUGGUAAUGGCAAAUACUCUGCAGCUGCAGCAUCUGACCUGCAGGAACCAUUGUCCAAAUUGGUUUCAAAAAGCAAACGAGGAGAGAAACCUGAAAUGAUUGGAGCGAAGAAAGAGGAGAUAUCUGAUAUGGAUAUGUCCCCAUCUGGAGAGAAGGACAGUAACACCAAUCUAUCAGAAAAGGAUAUGAGGUUGCCCUCUGCAGGCCAGGAUGAGAUAACUCAGACGGCAACCGUUACAGUUAAGACUGAGGUUAGUCAUUCUGAUGGCACAUUCAGCCAUGCCCAGGAACUCCCUGACAUCAUCCCUAAACAGGAAGGUGCUACUCCAAGAGAUGACCCAGGCCUGAAAGAUCAGGCAAAUUCAGUUCAGAGGGCCACAGUUAAGGAGCUUGAUUCAUCCAGGUCCAAGUCUACUUCCCCUCCAAGGGGCCCAGAUAUUAAGAGGUCUGGGUCUAGUCGGAGUCGCACGCCAACACCUAGUCCUCGACGGGAACAGUCUGAUGGGCAAACAGCAGCAGCAGUGAAAGAACGGUCAAGAUCCCAUUCCAGGUCACCCUCAAAGGAAAAACAGUCGAUAACUCCUCUAAAGAGUCGACAGAUGUCCCGCUCUCGGUCCCGCUCUCAAUCCCCUAAAUCUAAGAGAAAGUCACUCUCCCCAGCCCGAAAGUCUCCCAAGAGAGCCAGCCGUCAGUCCCGCUCCACGUCCCGCUCCGUCACCCCCAAGAAGAAGGUGUCAAAAUCUCCAAGGAAGUCCAAGUCUCCUAAACGCCGGAGGAGUUCAUUGUCUGUCUCUCCAAAGCGACGCAGAAGUUCCCACUCUCCGAAAACCAAGGUGUCCCGCUCCCCAAAACGAAGUGGCCGCAGGUCCCCCUCUCUAUCGCGGUCUCCACGGAGAAAUAGAAGGUCGGAGUCCCGCACCCGCGGAGCCACAAGGCACUCCAGAGCCCGUUCACCUAGACGAGGCGGAGCAGUUGGUAGGCGUUCAAGGUCACGUUCCGUCAAUAGAACUCGUCGUUCCAGCUCUAGAUCGAGACGUCCCGUUCGUCGCUCCAGGACUCGGUCACCGGCAAGACGUGCAGGAGGCAGGCGCUCCAGGAGUCGAUCCUUGUCUCGACGCAGGAGGUCACCACCCCCCAGGCCCCGCCGCUCACGAUCCAGGUCCACCCGCAGGAGCAGGCGGACUCGCUCACGUUCUGUUGUAGUCCUUAAGCGCAACAGACGAUCCAGAACCAGGAGUCCUCGCAAACGGACCAAGUCCCGGUCGCCAGUCAAAAGGCGAUCCCGAUCCCCUGCCAGGAAAAAUCGUUCUCCACCGAGGUCUGGCAAACGCUCCAAAUCUCGCUCGUUGUCUCGAAGGCAUCGAUCUAAGUCACACUCACCAAUACCGGUCAAAAAGAUGUCUAGAUCUCCUCGGAAGAGCGGAAGAAGGUCAAAGUCUAAAUCUGUCUCGGCGGGCUUGAACAGGUCCAAGUCCAGGUCCAGGUCUGAGUCCAGUGAUGGGCGGUCUGACAGCUCCUCUCCUGCAAGAUCCACAUCUUCCUCUCCUGUUAAAGAGAUGAAGCCUUCCUCUCCUGUUAAAGUGGUGAAGCCUUCAUCUCCUGUGGCAGAGCAGAAAGCAGGUGCCUGGAAACCCAUGGCCUCAGCAGCUCCUGCCAGCCCUCAAGCUGGAAAAUCCUCAGAAGUGUUGGAUCAGCUACUCAAAUAUGUUGAAGUAGCACUUUCUCCCAACCAUGACAAGGAACAAAAGGAGUGUGCCAGGUCUUCCAAUGAACGAGAUGUUUCCAGGUCCAGGUCUGGUUCGAAAGAACCUGGCACUGGCCCAGAUGGGUCAGAUCGUUCAGAAGGCUCAGAUGAAGAAGAAGAUCCUUCCUCUCCAGUGAAAAUAGCAGCUAAAUGUCAGCGAAGCUCCUCAGGUUCGGCAUCUCCGGGGGUGAAGAAGUCACGCUCGCCUACAGAUCGCAGGAAACUUUCACGCUCAACUUCUUCACCUCGACGAUCAGCAUCCAAGUCUGCAACCAGAAGGAAGCAGUCUAGAUCCAAGUCUCCUGUGAGGAAAAGAGAAUCCGUUUCUCCAUCAGAAAGGAAGAAACGGCGGUCUAAAUCUCGGAGCCCUGCCCGGCGACGGAGGUCACGCUCCGCCGCUCGUCGUAGGCGAUCCCGAUCCAAGUCACGGAACAGAAACCGCAGAUCCAAGUCCCGCUCUCCGGCCCGAAAGAGACGCUCCCGCUCACCCAAUGCCCGCGGGAGGAGGAGGUCCAAGUCAACAGACAGAAGCAAGCGAUCCAAGAGCCGCUCCACAGGCCGGAGAAAAAGGUCCGUAGACAGAAGCAGGCGAUCAAGGUCCCGGUCUUCUGACCGCAGGCGCAGGUCCAGGUCGAGGGGGCGAGGGAGGCGCCCAGUGUUUCGCAGUCGUUCGUUUGAUAGGCGGGACAGGUGGAAAAGAGAACCCAGCCACUCUCCAGUUCUCAUCCUCCGCAAACAACGCCGAUCAGGUUCCCGGACACGACGCAGCACCAGCAAGACUCCUCCACGCCUCACUGAACUGGAUAAGGACCAGUUGUUGGAGAUAGCCAAAGCUAAUGCUGCUGCCAUGUGUGCAAAGGCCGGGGUGCCCAUUCCUGAAAGUCUUCGCCCGAAAGCCAUCCUCCAGCUCCCUCUACCCACGCCAUCCCCCACCCCCCUCUCUUUACCGCUACCUUUACCUCUCCCGAUGGGCAUGGGGAUGCCUAACAUGCCCAAUAUGCCCAACAUGGGUCCAAUGGGGUUACCCAAUAUUCCAGGAAUGCCCAGCAUGUCUAACAUGACAAUGAGUGCUGCUAUGGCAAGUAUGACAGCAGCUACUAUGACUGCUGCUUUGACCAACAUGGGUGCCCUGGCGGCCAUGCCUCCCCUAGCCCCGCUUCCCACCAUCACUAACAAGCCUCCCCCUUGUCUGGCCCCCCCAACGCCAACCCUUAACCUGGACCACAUUGAGGAAGCAAAGAGGAAGGUCACUCAGCAAGCCAAUAUACAUACCAUCAAGGAGCUUACUGAGAAGUGCAAGAUGAUUGCAAAUAGCAAGGAGGAGAUGGCCAUUGCGAGACCCCAUGUCUCAGAUGAUGAAUCCUAAAACCGCCAAGCCCUCAAGCCUCUCCCCUCAAAAGACUGAAGGAAAAUGUAAAAAAAACGCUUUUCAGGAGGACCUACCUUCCCACAGUUCCCUUUUGCAGCCAGACGACCUGACUGAGCCUCAUAAACCACCAAGAAAAAGAGCACCCCAGUUGUCACAGUUACAAUAUAAGCGCACCAGCCACUGUCCCACCCAGCUCCCCAUUUAGUUUCCGUUUGUGUGCGAGAGACGGGCAGACUGUCCCCUGAUACCACUGAGUAAACUGGACACACUGGCAUGUGUGCACAGUUGUAUGAGUGUGAGUCUGUGUGUGUGAAUUUAGUGUGUGUAUAUAGUGACUUUCACCACCUCAGUGUUGCUGCUCAUUUAAGCGGUCACUGACUGACUGACUGAAUAGGAAACAAACCAAACUAACUAGUGGCGCAAGUGUUUUUGUAAAAGAUUAGUUUCUCUAAAUUUGUUUUACUUUUAUGCUUUCUUAAACAAUUGUGUUAGGUGGAAACUGCUUCCUUGUUCUACUGUAUCGCCCCUCGAUUAUCUCUAGUCCCUGAUUUUUUUUUUUUUUUUUUUUUAAACAAAAUUACGCAGACACAGUUUUGUUAGAUCCUCACAUGUGAUUUGUUCACAUGUUGUGAAUCCUGGAACAGUAUGCCAGAUAUGAUUAUUUUGAAGGAAUGGACUAUGUGAAUAUAUUGGCUGCAAAAAGGAAAAGAUUAUCAUGACUCACAAGACAACAAAUUCAGUUAGCACUGCCCUGGGUGUGAUUUUUCAUUCCUUCUAUUUUAAACGGCACCAAUUUAACUGUUGAUUCUAACCUGUUCUUUCAUUUGGGCUUUGUUAGGGUUGUUUUUGCAACUCUGAUGGAAACACGCUUGCUGUAUAUUCAAAUAGAGGUUUCAUCUGCUAUACUUUUAACACCAGUAUCCUAACAUGCAGUGCUGUGUUUAUCAGAACACUAUAGUAAAUAAUCCAAGGCGCACAAAAGGCAGAAAAGUAGUAUUGGUACAUUUAUUUGGGUGCAAAUAUUUUAAAGGUAUCAUUUGUCAUUCAGGUUUGAUUUUGAAAGCAAUACCGGCCGACGGCUGUCUAGGAGAUCCCUGAAUGUGGGACCUUGCCAGCAGAACAGAACCUAGCGUAAUAUCCAUAAUCCCAGAUUCAGAUCACAACAGAGACGAAUUGACUGGUCCUUGAGCCACAAAGCUGUAGUUAUAUCAGUGUAACAGUUUGUUUUUGUUUCCGGACGGGAGAAAAAUGAACUUUCUUUAAUUUCACACUGUAAAUGAAGCUCAUUAUUACUUGUUAAGACCCACAUUUCUAAUUCAGUGUGGUUGAAUACACAUGUUUUUUUUAAAUACUUAUUGGAUAUGCUUUUGCCUUUCUUUUGCUGUUUACAUUAUUUGAAAAUAAUUUCUGUUGAUGGCUUUUAUCGAGCCACACAUGGACAUGAUGGUUAAUUUUCAUGCACCGGGGGUGACACAUUAUUAGUGGUUAAGAAAGGUGCAUAUUUUCCCAAACUGUGCCAUUGUGCCAAGCUUUUGUGUAUUAGACAAUCAGGUUCUUUGUCUCAAGAUGCUUCACUUUUGAAGAAAGAACUACAACCACACAAAAUAUGUACACAUCUUGCAGCAUUGUAUUCAGGAGGCAAAUAAGAGAGAAUUGUUUUGGAUAACUGUGCAAACGUAAUGAUAAACGCAUCAAGCCCUUUUUUCUUUAAUCCAUUAACACAUUUAAUAUCUGCUUUAUUGUUAAUUGUUGCUCUGGCCCAUAGUAGGUCUUCUGUGUGAGCUGUGUCUGGGUAAACAGGGUUCAUGUUUCACAGAAUACUUUUGUCCCGUUGGAAGAACAAUGACAAACUUGGUGCUUUUGGGAAAUCUAGCAGGGAGGUUUUUCAAGAAUAUUGCACUCAUAACUUGUUUAUUUUCAUUGCAGAGGGAAGUAAUUCUGUAUCCAUCCUUAGUUGACCUCCCACACCCAGGGCUGUUUGACUGUGGAAGAUAUCCUGUUAUGGUUUUGUCGAACUGUAACUAUACUGACUGUACCAAAAGCGUUGUUGAACUGUAGAAUUGAUUCCCUGAGGUAA